GCGGGGGCGCGUUUUGGAGCAUCUGGUCGCCUGGCAACCGUCCGCUGGCCUUGGAGGAGACUGGCACAAGGACACUGACCAAACCAGUUACUGACCGGAUUGGACCCGGGAGUGAAAGUUGGAAGUAAUACCUAACCUGCUUCUGGACAUGGUGUCAGGACAGAGUUUUUGCUGAGAGCUUGGGUUACACAGAAACUAUGGUUCGACUGACUCUGGAUUUAAUUGCCAAGAGCAACAAUCUCAAACCCCGAAAAGAAGAAACCAUCGCACAAUGUCUGAAGAAAAUAACGCAUGUGAAUUUUUCGGACAGAAAUAUAGAUGCCAUUGAUGACCUCUCUCUUUGCAAAAGCCUGAGUGUUUUAUAUUUAUACGAUAAUCGCAUCAGCCACGUCACUAACUUGAAUUAUUCCACCAAUCUGACCCACCUGUACCUGCAGAACAAUUGCAUUUCCUGCAUAGAGAACCUCAGGUCUCUAAAGAAACUGGAAAAGCUGUAUCUGGGAGGCAAUUACAUUGCGGUCAUAGAAGGUUUGGAAGGAUUGGAAGAAUUGAGAGAGCUUCAUGUUGAAAGCCAGAGGCUUCCCCUGGGAGAAAAGCUUCUGUUUGACCCGAGGACUCUUCGUUCUCUAGCAAAAUCCCUCUCUGUUUUGAAUGUCAGCAACAACAACAUUGAUGACAUAAAGGACUUGGAGGCGCUGGAGAACCUCAAUCACCUGAUCGCAGUUGACAACCAGCUGGUGCACGUGAAGGAUUUGGAGCUUUUACUGAAAAAACUGUUGAAGCUGUGGAAACUAGAUCUAAAUGGAAAUCCUGUUUGUCUUAAACCAAAAUACAGGGACAAAGUGAUACUGAUGUCCAAGUCACUGGAAUUUCUUGAUGGUAAAGAAAUCAAAGAUAUGGAAAGACAAUUCCUAAUGAACUGGAAAGCAUCCAAAGAUGCCAAGAAGACCAGCAAGAAAAAGAACAGUAAAAGUGAGGAUCCCAGCAACUCCUACCUGAGUAACUUUGAAACAAUACAUCACAUAGUUCCUGUUUAUUACCCACAGGUGGGUAAUCCAAAAGUAGUCUUUUUCUCUGAUGUACAGAGAUACUUUGUAAAUGGAAAUCCAUCUUCAGAAUGUCCCCAAGAAGAUAAAACUAAAAUCACUGAAGACAUGGGGAAUCUGUCCUUGAAGGAACCUGAAAGCUUGCUAACAAAAAAUGAUAUCCAUGAACCUCACCUUCUCUGAAACCCCAAAAGUAAAGGAAAAUGUGUAUGAGGAAAUGGAGUAAAUUCAGCGCCGCGUGGUUUGAUUUCUUCAUAGAACUAGGCAACAGCGUGUUGUGAGGGUUUGUAAACUUCGGUUAUCUCGGUGUUUAAGUUCUUGUUUGAUUUGUUUCUUUAUAGAAUCUGAGACUUUAUUUUCCGUGUGUGAAUUCCGGGAUCUAUUUACUUUAUUGGUUGUUAAAUAAAAUUUACCAGGAAAUAAAAUGUGGUUUCCUAUUCCA
Messenger RNA from Peromyscus leucopus (white-footed mouse), 1488 nucleotides. RefSeq names its product protein phosphatase 1 regulatory subunit 42 (gene Ppp1r42). The record is from RefSeq and is a predicted model, not a curated record. Bases 198 to 1229 code for a protein of 343 amino acids. The transcript has 9 exons. Gene Ontology annotation, molecular function: protein binding. Lineage: Eukaryota; Metazoa; Chordata; Mammalia; Rodentia; Cricetidae.